Lontra canadensis (Northern American river otter) is the source of this 2778-nucleotide messenger RNA. RefSeq names its product C2 calcium dependent domain containing 2 (gene C2CD2). NCBI's taxonomy places the organism in Eukaryota, Metazoa, Chordata, Mammalia, Carnivora, Mustelidae. Bases 342 to 2495 code for a protein of 717 amino acids. The record is from RefSeq and is a predicted model, not a curated record. The transcript has 14 exons.
CGCGCCGGCCGCGGCCCGGGACCUGCCCAGACGCGCUAGUCGGGAUCGGCGAGCGCAGCGUCCCCAUUUUCCAGGCGUGCGGGGCCGGGGCGCAGUCCCGGGCCGCGGCCGUCGUGCGCCGGCCGGCAUUUCCCCUCCAGCUCGCCCCGCGCGGCCGCCCGGCCUCCGGGCCCGCGCCGCCAGCCGCCGACCCAGAUCCGCCGCGCCCCCCUCCACGCCCCCCGCGAGCCCGGCCGGCCGCGCGCUCAUGCCCUGAGCUCGCCGCCCGCGGGCUCUGCGCCCCCGGCCGGGGGGCUGCCCUGGCAAGUUGGGGCGAGGCGCGCCGGGUAUGCGCCAUCACCAUGUCCCGCCUGAGCUCGUGGCUCGGGGAGGUCCAGUGGCUGGUCUUGGUGUCGCUCUUCGUCGUGGCCCUGGGCACGGUGGGCCUGUACCUGGCACAGUGGGCGCUGGCCAGGGCGCGACCCCGGCCCCCGCGGCGGGCUGCCGAGCCUGGAGAGGGCCCGCGCCCCGAGUCCGACGCGCUGCUCGCCUGGAUCCUGACGCUGAACAGCUGGAGGAGCCAGUGGCAGGCCGCCUGGGUGACCGCCCUGAAUGAUGAGGCCAAACGGAAAGUGGGCCCGCUGCUCCUGUCCUUCGAGGAGGACCCGCUCCAGCAGCCUCUGGAGCUCACAGUGCAGGGCGUCUCCAGUCUGGCCAGGUCCACCCAGGAGAAGGUCGUGUCUUGUCACGUGGCGGGCGAGGCCAUUCAGUUCCUGGUCCGUGCGGGAUCCCCGUCCCCCGAAGACACGGGGCACCAGCUGUACUGUGCACGGCUCUCCCCGUUUCAUCUGCAGCUGGAGCUCCACAUGAAAGAGAAGAGGGAGGACAUCCAGAUCCAGUGGUCCUACGUCAGCACUCCAGAGACGGCCGUUACGGUGCAGCCCAGAGCAGUGGUGGAGGAUCAGGGGACAGAGACCAAGGCCGUGUCUGAAACUCUCAAGGACAUCUUGAAGCACCUGGUUGGGGCUGCGUCUCCGUCGGUGGUUCUGAGCACCAAGCCCGUGGACUCGAGGGACGUUCAGAAUCUACAGCGCAUUUCAUCCUCUCCUCAGGAGUCCUGCCCGCCCAAGCCUCCCAGGGCUCACGAGCUCAGGUUGCUGGUGAAGAACAUCCGGGCUUCGCUGCUAAGUGCUCCUGGGGCUUCAGGCAACGUGAACCCACAGUGUGUAGUUCGGCUGAACGAGCCCGUUCAGAAGUUCAGCGCCCUCGCGACAAACCACGCCGACCUCAGCUGGGAAGAAGAAUUCAUCUUUGAGUUGAGCGCCAAGUCGAAGGAGUUGCACCUGCAGGUGUCGGGGGGUGAGCGAGCCUCGGCCUCGGAAGCCGUAUUGGCGACGACAACCAUUCCUUUGGAUUUAUUCAAGAAGCAGCCGUCUGGGCCCCAGAGCUUCACGUUGACCGGCGGCUCCUGCAGCAGCUCAGUGCUGGGUUCGGUCACCGCGGAGUUUUCUUACCUAGAACCCGGUGAAGUGAAACCCAAGACCCCGCCACCUACUCCUGCCACAAAGGUCGAAAAAGACCGCACGGUGAUGCCCUGUGGGACCGUGGUCACCACCGUCACCGCCGUGAAAACCAAGCCUCGCUUUGACACGGGGAGAGCGUCCCCCCUGAGCUGCGAGUCUCCCCUGAAGACGCCUGUCAAGGUGAAGGUCAUUGAGAAGGACAUCUCUGUUCAAGCCAUCUCCUGCCAUGGGGCUCCUGUCAGUAAGACCUUCUCUUCUUCGGACACAGAGCUGCUGGUGCUGAACGGCUCGGACCCCGUGGCUGAAGUGGCCAUCCGCCAGCUCAGCGAGUCCUCGAAGCUGAAGGUCAAGUCCCCGCGGAAGAAGAGCACCAUCAUCAUAUCAGGGAUCUCCAAGACCUCACUCUCUCAGGACAAUGCCGCUGCCCUAAUGCUGGACUACUCGGCCUCCAUGGACAGCGCCCACCAGGAGGACACCCCGACCCUCGUGGGGGCGGCCGCUGCCUCUGCCCCACUGCAGGAAGAGGCCUCCGCCCCACUGCAGGAAGAGGCCUCUGCCCCAGCCCCGCCGGCCCCGGAGCCCCAGGAAGGCGAGCUAGACUCCUGGGACUUGGACAAGGAGUCCCAGGCCUCGGCGUGGGGCAGCCAGGCCCCGCUGGACCUCGACGGGGACGAGCUGUCAGAGAGCUCCCUGAGUGUCUCAGAGCCGGGCACUGCCAAGAAGCAUAAAGGAGGGAUUUUAAGGAAAGGCGCAAAGCUGUUCUUCCGCCGGCGACAGCAACAGAAAGACCCCGGCAUGAGCCAGUCGCACAAUGACCUCGUGUUCCUGCAGCAGCCGGAGGGGGCCCGGAGGAAGGGGGCGACACUCUCCAGGAUCCUGAACAAGAAGCUGCUCUCCAGACACAGAAGCAAGAGUGCCAUGAACGGGGCUCCGGCGGACCCCGCGGCCGGCCCCCUGCCUCACCAGGAUGCAGGGAGACGCGGGCCCCCCUAACCACCCGCCAGGAUGGAGCAAGAGGGCCUGCACACUGUCAGAUGGCCGCCUGGUCUGGCUGGGGUAAAGGGGAACGGAACCCCGAGUUCCUGGCCAGGAGGCUUCCCCCAGAGACACCUGACAAAGUUCCAUUUGCCACCAGAUGCCCAGGGAGACCCAAAGCUCUGCUCCCACCCAAGAGCAGAAGUUAAACGCGAGAAGAUUUCUGUUAGGAACUAAAGAACGUCCUGUGAUGGACGGAGAUGGGGCAGGUGUGGGGGACUCGGUCUUAACCCCACUGCUG